This is a messenger RNA of Ostertagia ostertagi, 504 nucleotides long. The record is from the annotation of a GenBank genome assembly. NCBI's taxonomy places the organism in Eukaryota, Metazoa, Nematoda, Chromadorea, Rhabditida, Trichostrongylidae.
AUGGAUGUCACACCAGUGGAAACUGAAGGCAACGACAAUCUCAGCGAGGUAGAAUCUGUGCACAAAGCCCCUUUGCGAAAAAGUGUCGAUUCUGAUCCCGGAGAUUUCGUUAAGAUUGACGAUGCAGAUAAUGGAAACUCGGAUGAGCAUAACGCUGGUUCUCUCAAACCCAAGCUUGAAGUCGCAGACAGUGGGAAGCCUAGCGAGCAGGAGACUGGUGCUGUUGAGAGCAAGGAAGUUCCAACUGCGGUCGUGAACCCGCUGGCUUCAGAAGAAGAAGGAAAGCAAGUUGAAGAGAAGAGCGAGAAGAGCGACAAAAUUGAACGGCCCCAGGAAAGCUCCGAAAAGGAAUCUGGCGAUAAAUCACCAUACGGAAGCUUUCUUCUGUGGUUGGACAGGAAUCCCGCAGCGGUUCGCUGUGCUGCCACAGCCGCUGCCGUGGCUGGCCUUGCUGGAAUCGGUGCUUUCGUGUAUGCUAGAAAGGUUCGCUCUGGUGGUCUUUGA